AUGUCCAGUCGUUAUCUGGAGUCGAGGAUCCUUGCAAGCACUCAUGUGGUUCGACUUAACUGCAUGUCUUAUGGAGAAAACGGGAGGAUGGCAAUUUCGCAUCAAACGCCCAAAGUCCCCGUUCUUGCGAGGCUUGCGGAAGCCUACUGGGACUGCUGCGGUGAAUCGGGGAUUCAGGUUCAUAUGGUCGGGCUUUCAUUUACGGUUAAGAUUUCAAUGAACUUCGCCGUCGAGACCUCGCAGGGCGCUGCAUGGAGCUGCAGAAGUCUGGCUGAAGGCAGGGCCAUGCUUCGCCUUCCCGUGCAGAACUUCGUCCUAAAUUGGACGUUCGAAGCUCCCCUUGGGCGAGCGGUGGAUACCUACUAUCUGGUUCUCAAAUUCUCAAGUUCCAACGCUUCCGUUGUCCUGGAAAUUACAUUAUGUUUCCACGAAACCAAGGGCUGA
Molecule: messenger RNA, 444 nt
Organism: Coprinopsis cinerea okayama7#130
Lineage: Eukaryota; Fungi; Basidiomycota; Agaricomycetes; Agaricales; Psathyrellaceae
Exons: 4
Coding region: 1-444 (147 amino acids)
Source: RefSeq, a predicted model, not a curated record